Molecule: messenger RNA, 11535 nt
Organism: Trichosurus vulpecula (common brushtail)
Lineage: Eukaryota; Metazoa; Chordata; Mammalia; Diprotodontia; Phalangeridae
Gene: PLXNA2
Product: plexin A2
Exons: 32
Coding region: 870-6548 (1892 amino acids)
Biological process (GO): regulation of cell migration; regulation of GTPase activity; negative regulation of cell adhesion
Cellular component (GO): semaphorin receptor complex
Molecular function (GO): protein binding; semaphorin receptor activity
Source: RefSeq, a predicted model, not a curated record
GAUAAUGAGCUGCAUGGUAAUAUAGAGAGAGGGGCAGGCUCAGUAGGCUCUGCCGCCGCGGCUGCUGUAGCUGCCGGGCGAUGAGCCGUCAGUGCCAGACUGGAGCAGGAGCUAGGGCUGAGCGCAGUUCCUGGGAAUUUUUCAGCUGGUUCUGCGAGCGAGCGAGUGAGCGAAAGGGAAAACGAGAGAGAGACUGGGAGGAGAGGAAGAGCUAAAAAAGAGAGAGAGAUACAAACACGGAGACAACACGCGCACGCACACACAUACACGCACACACACACACACGUACACACACACACGUGUGUGUGUGUGUGUGUGAAACAGAUUCCCGGAGGAAAUAGAACCGUGAAAGAGUAGAAGAGAAAUAAGGGAAGGAAGCGCCGGGAUUGCUGAUGUCAGAGGGAGCCCGGAAAGUCGCGGUGGAAAAAAUCGGAAGACAGGCAGUGCUUGGCUCAUUCCGAAGAAAAGAAAUUGCCACCUACCCCAGCGCGCUCACAUACACACCCCUCUGGGAGCCCCCUCCCCAAAAUCGAGGCAGCCGAGCUCCGGCUUCGGGGGUUGGGGAGCCCUGAAUGACUGGAGGAAGGCGCUGAUCGGAGACCGGCGGCGGGGCGACUUGAGGAAUACAGAUAAGUGGCUGGCGGCUUGACGUGGAUUUUAAUGAAUUUGGGCUCCAUGUGGAUGUUUUCGUCUCCGUGAAUCCGAGCUGGGGGCAGGGAGCGAGGCUCCACGCAGCCCCCGGGGGGCCAAGGCGAGCGGGCAGCCGGACAGACAGACAUCGGCAGGCUGGAACCAUGUGAGUCUCACCCUUGGAGUGUGGGAUAAACCAGAACUUGGAGAAUCUGUCUCCUCUCCCUACCCCACUCAGAAUGGAACAAAAGGGACCUUGGCCUCGGGUCCCAAACUCAUAUGUCUGGCCAGUCGUUCUGGUCUCAGUGGUUUGGGUGUUGCUCUUACCCCUGACAGCUGGCACACCGCAACUCAGCACCUUCCACUCAGAGAACAGAGACUGGACCUUCAACCACUUGACUGUGCAUAGAGGCACGGGGGCAGUGUACGUGGGGGCCAUCAACCGGGUCUACAAACUGUCUGGCAACUUGACUAUCCAGGUGGCCCAUAAGACGGGGCCGGAGGAGGACAACAAGUCCUGCUACCCACCCCUCAUCGUCCAGCCCUGCAGCGAGGUGCUCACCCUCACCAACAAUGUGAACAAGCUGCUCAUCAUUGACUACUCGGAAAACCGCCUGCUGGCCUGUGGGAGCCUAUACCAAGGGGUCUGCAAGUUACUCCGCCUAGACGACCUCUUCAUCCUUGUAGAGCCAUCUCACAAGAAAGAGCACUACUUAUCAAGCGUUAACAAGACAGGCACCAUGUAUGGAGUGAUUGUGCGCUCCGAGGGGGAAGAUGGAAAGCUUUUUAUCGGCACAGCAGUCGAUGGCAAGCAGGACUACUUUCCCACGCUGUCCAGCCGCAAGCUUCCGCGAGACCCAGAGUCCUCAGCCAUGCUGGACUACGAGUUACACAGCGACUUUGUCUCCUCUCUCAUCAAGAUCCCCUCGGACACCCUGGCCCUGGUCUCCCAUUUUGACAUCUUCUACAUUUAUGGCUUCGCCAGUGGUGGCUUCGUCUACUUCCUCACCGUCCAACCGGAGACUCCAGAAGGUGUUGCCAUCAAUUCGGCGGGUGACCUCUUCUAUACCUCCCGCAUUGUGCGGCUCUGCAAGAACGACCCCAAGUUCCAUUCCUAUGUCUCGUUGCCCUUCGGCUGUACUCGGGCCGGGGUGGAGUACCGCCUCCUCCAGGCUGCCUACCUCUCAAAACCUGGAGACUCUCUGGCCAGGGCCUUGAACAUCAGCAGCCAGGACGAUGUCCUCUUUGCCAUUUUCUCCAAGGGGCAGAAGCAGUAUCACCACCCUCCUGAUGACUCGGCCCUCUGUGCCUUCCCCAUCCGGGCCAUUAACACCCAGAUUAAGGAACGUUUACAAUCCUGUUAUCAAGGUGAAGGCAACCUGGAACUUAAUUGGCUUCUGGGGAAAGACGUUCAGUGCACCAAAGCGCCGGUCCCCAUAGAUGACAACUUCUGUGGCUUGGACAUCAACCAGCCUUUGGGGGGCUCCACUCCUGUAGAAGGGCUCACCCUCUUCACCACCAGCCGGGACCGAAUGACAUCAGUAGCCUCCUAUGUCUACAAUGGCUACAGUGUGGUCUUUGUGGGUACCAAGAGCGGCAAGCUAAAGAAGAUUCGGGCAGAUGGCCCUCCCCACGGAGGGGUUCAAUAUGAAAUGGUCUCCAUUCUCAAAGAUGGGAGCCCCAUCCUCCGGGACAUGGCCUUCUCCAUUGACCAGCAUUACCUGUACGUCAUGUCGGAGAGACAGGUUUCCAGGGUCCCAGUAGAGUCCUGUGAACAGUAUACGACAUGUGGGGAGUGCCUGAGCUCAGGGGACCCUCACUGUGGCUGGUGCGCCUUGCACAACAUGUGCUCCCGGAGGGACAAGUGCCAGAGGGCCCGGGAAGCUAACAGGUUUGCUGCCAACAUCAGCCAAUGCAUGAGCCUCAAGGUAAAACCCAGCAGCAUCUCCGUCUCUGAACACAGCCAAAUGCUCACCCUGACCGUCAGUGAUGCCCCAGACCUGUCUGCAGGUGUUACCUGUGCUUUUGGGAACCUGACGGAAGUGGAAGGACAGGUGGCGGGGAAUCAGGUUAAAUGUGCCUCCCCUGGGGUCAAGGAUGUCCCUGCCAUCCCUGUGGAUCAAGACUGGUUUGGCCUGGAACUACAGUUAAGGUCCAAGGAGACAGGGAAGAUGUUUGUCAGCACUGAGUUCAAGUUUUACAAUUGCAGUGCCCACCAACUGUGCCUGUCUUGUGUUAACAGUGCCUUCCGCUGCCAUUGGUGCAAAUAUCGAAACCUCUGCACCCAUGACCCCACGACAUGUUCCUUCCAAGAAGGCCGUAUCAAUAUUUCUGAGGAUUGCCCCCAGCUGGUGCCCACAGAGGAGAUCCUGAUCCCAGUUGGGGAGGUGAAGCCAAUUGCCCUGAAAGCCCGAAAUCUGCCUCAACCACAGUCUGGCCAGCGGGGCUACGAGUGCGUCCUCAAUAUCCAGGGGAUCAUCUACCGAGUCCCCGCCCUUCGCUUCAACAGCUCCAGUGUCCAGUGCCAGAACAGCUCAUACCAGUAUGAUGGGAUGGACAUCAGCAAUCUGGCGGUAGACUUUGCCGUAGUAUGGAAUGGCAACUUUGUCAUUGACAAUCCAGAGAACCUUAAAGUCCACCUCUACAAAUGUGCAGCCCAACGAGAGAGCUGUGGCCUCUGCCUCAAGGCUGACCGGAAGUUUGAGUGUGGCUGGUGCAGUGGUGAGCGCAGAUGUACCCUCCAUCAACAUUGCUCCAACCCAACCUGGCUCGAUUGGUCCAGUCACAAUGUCAAGUGCACCAACCCUCAAAUCACAGAGAUUUUGACCAUGUCCGGCCCCCCUGAAGGAGGGACUCGAGUCACCAUCCACGGUGUGAACCUGGGUCUAGACUUCUCAGAGAUCGCCCAGCAUGUGCAGGUGGCCGGGGUGCCGUGCACUCCCCUCCCUGGGGAGUACAUCAUCGCCGAGCAGAUCGUCUGUGAAAUGGGUCGUGCACUCCCAGGAAUCAGCUCUGGUCCUGUACGCCUGUGCAUUGGCGAGUGUAAGCCAGAAUUCAUGACCAAGUCCCACCAACAGUAUACCUUUGUGAACCCAACAGUGAUGUCACUUGCCCCAAUUAGGGGCCCAGAGUCCGGAGGCACCAUGGUGACCAUCACCGGCCAUUACCUAGGAGCAGGGAGUAGCGUUACAGUGUUCCUGGGAAACCAGACCUGCGAAUUCUAUGGGAGAUCUAUGAAUGAGAUUGUGUGCGUCUCCCCACCAUCGGCCCACGGCCUGGGCCCCGUCCCUGUUUCUGUAAGUGUGGACCGAGCCCAUGUGCACAGCAGCCUGCAGUUCGAAUACAUAGAUGACCCCCGGGUGCAACGCAUUGAGCCAGAGUGGAGUAUUGCGAGUGGCCACACACCCCUAACCAUCACAGGCUUCAACCUGGAUGUCAUUCAGGAGCCCAGGAUCCGGGUCAAGUUCAAUGGCAAGGAAUCUGUCAACGUGUGUAAGGUUGUGAACACAACCACCUUGACCUGCUUGGCCCCUUCUUUGACUCCAGAGUAUCGGCCUGGCCUAGAUGCUGUCGAACGGCCAGAUGAGUUUGGGUUUGUCUUCAACAACGUGCAGUCCUUACUGAUCUAUAAUGACACCAAAUUCAUCUACUAUCCCAAUCCAACUUUUGAACUGCUUAGUCCUACUGGGGUGUUGGACCAGAAGCCAGGAUCCCCAAUCAUACUAAAGGGCAAAAACCUCUGCCCUCCAGCCUCGGGGGGAGCCAAGCUGAAUUACACAGUGCUGAUUGGAGAGACCCCCUGUGCCGUCACCGUGUCUGAGACGCAGCUCCUUUGUGAACCCCCGAACCUCACAGGACAACACAAGGUCAUGGUCCAUGUCGGGGGGAUGGUCUUCUCCCCUGGCUCGGUGAGCGUUAUCUCAGACAGCCUGCUGACCCUGCCAGCCAUCGUCAGCAUUGCGGCAGGUGGGAGCCUCCUGCUCAUCAUUGUCAUCAUCGUCCUCAUCGCCUAUAAACGCAAGUCUCGAGAGAACGACCUCACCCUCAAGCGCCUUCAGAUGCAGAUGGACAAUCUGGAGUCCCGAGUGGCCCUGGAGUGUAAGGAAGCUUUUGCUGAGCUGCAGACGGACAUCAAUGAGUUGACCAGUGACCUGGACCGCUCAGGGAUCCCCUACUUGGACUACCGAACCUACGCCAUGAGGGUUUUGUUCCCUGGCAUCGAGGAUCACCCUGUCCUUCGGGAACUGGAGGUCCAGGGGAAUGGGCAGCAGCACGUGGAGAAGGCCCUCAAGCUCUUUGCCCAGCUCAUCAACAAUAAAGUCUUCCUGCUGACCUUCAUCCGAACCCUGGAGCUGCAGCGCAGCUUUUCCAUGCGAGACCGAGGCAAUGUGGCCUCUCUCAUCAUGACGGGGCUGCAGGGCCGGCUGGAGUAUGCCACUGAUGUGCUCAAACAGCUGUUGUCUGACCUCAUCGACAAGAACCUGGAGAACAAGAACCACCCCAAACUGCUUCUGCGCAGGACAGAGUCUGUGGCUGAGAAGAUGCUAACCAACUGGUUUGCCUUCCUCCUACACAAAUUCCUAAAGGAAUGUGCAGGGGAACCACUGUUUAUGCUGUACUGUGCCAUCAAGCAGCAGAUGGAGAAGGGCCCAAUCGAUGCCAUCACAGGGGAGGCCCGCUACUCCUUGAGCGAAGACAAGCUCAUUCGACAACAAAUUGAGUACAAGACUCUGAUCCUGAACUGUGUGAACCCGGACAACGAGAACAGCCCCGAGAUCCCGGUGAAGGUGUUAAACUGUGACACCAUCACACAGGUCAAAGAGAAGAUCCUGGAUGCCGUGUAUAAGAAUGUGCCCUAUUCUCAGCGGCCUCGAGCUGUAGACAUGGAUUUGGAGUGGCGCCAGGGACGGAUAGCCCGAGUUGUACUACAAGAUGAAGACAUUACCACCAAGAUUGAGGGGGACUGGAAAAGGCUCAACACGUUGAUGCAUUAUCAGGUGUCAGACCGCUCUGUGGUGGCUCUUGUCCCCAAACAGACCUCCUCCUACAACAUCCCCCCUUCUGCCAGCAUCUCCCGAACAUCCAUCAGUAGAUACGAUUCAUCUUUCCGGUACACAGGGAGUCCAGACAGCCUGAGGUCCCGGGCACCUAUGAUCACUCCUGACCUGGAGAGUGGGGUCAAGGUGUGGCACUUGGUCAAGAAUCAUGACCAUGGAGACCAGAAGGAAGGGGAUCGGGGCAGUAAGAUGGUAUCUGAAAUCUACCUGACCCGUCUGCUAGCCACCAAGGGUACACUGCAGAAGUUUGUGGAUGAUUUGUUCGAGACCUUGUUCAGCACUGUACACCGGGGCAGUGCCCUCCCCCUGGCCAUCAAGUACAUGUUUGAUUUCCUGGAUGAGCAAGCAGACAGGCACAGCAUCCAUGAUACAGAUGUGCGGCACACCUGGAAAAGCAACUGCCUCCCUUUGCGAUUCUGGGUGAAUGUGAUCAAGAACCCUCAGUUCGUGUUUGAUAUCCACAAGGGGAGCAUCACGGACGCCUGCCUCUCGGUGGUGGCGCAGACCUUCAUGGACUCCUGCUCCACGUCCGAGCAUCGGCUGGGCAAGGACUCCCCUUCCAACAAGCUGCUCUACGCCAAGGACAUUCCCAGCUACAAGAGCUGGGUGGAGAGAUACUAUGCUGAUAUUGCCAAGCUGCCAGCCAUCAGUGACCAGGACAUGAAUGCCUACCUCGCAGAACAGUCACGCCUCCAUGCUGUGGAGUUUAACAUGCUCAGUGCCCUCAAUGAAAUCUAUUCCUAUGUCAGCAAGUACAGUGAAGAGAUCAUAGGGGCCCUUGAACAGGAUGAACAGGCACGGAGGCAGCGGCUGUCAUAUAAAGUGGAACAGCUGAUCAAUGCCAUGUCCAUUGAGAGCUGAGGGGAGGUUCCAGGCACAUCUCCUAAGAGAAGAGAGAGAAGGCAAGGAGGACUCAGCCUUCAAUUCUUCAAAACUGGGAAGCUGGGAAUGAAGGGUAUAUAGCUCCCGGGGCUCACUGAACCCACCCUGGGGGGAGGGGAGGGCUGUGCCCCUCCCCCAGCAUCAGCUAGGGUUCAUCCUAUCCAGUUCCCAGAAUCAUCGAACAGUAGGCAUCAUGCAUCCUUGGCAAGAACGAGAGAGAAAUGGGGGCCAGGAAGUCGUCCUCGAAGCCAAGAGGCAGGAGCUGCGGACAGAUCUGCCUCUGUGACUGCUGCUUUGCAUGAAAAAAAAAAUCAUUUAAUGUAUAUUGGGAAAGAAUGAAAACUUUAUUUAAUUUUUUUAAGAAAAAGAGAAAAAACCACAGAAAUAAAACAGACAAAAAGCCACUCUGCUAAUCCCGUCCCACCUUUUUCUUUUUUCCAUUCUGGUUUUUCUCCCUUCUUUCUUAUCCUCCCAAGCACUCCUCCCUUACAAGAUUCCUGUUCCUUUCCAGUGACAAUUCGCAAACAGAUGACAAUGGGAAUCUUGGGAAAAUAAUUUGUUUCCUUUCCUGGGAAGUAGAGAAAAGGAGGAGAGGAAGAAUGAGCACAAGUUAGCACCAAACGUUUUUCACAGUCAAACCCGGAAAUAUCCCAAAGGUCAAGAGCUCCUUGGUACUUCUGUGUGGAUUCCUGAACCAUCAAAUGAAACCAAACCUGCCCGGCUGGAAACCAAGCUUUACAUACACAUACCUGUGUAUGAUCAUCUCCGGAGAGAAGCUUUGUCUUUAGACAGUGUCUAUGCUUUUUGCUACUGUUCAUUUUCUUUGUUUGUUUGUUUUAAUUUUGUGUCUAACCAAUUGAGGACCUGAUCUUCAGUACCUCCCCUUUGAGCCAGGGGGUGGUGACAUGGGCUUCUCUUCAUGCUGGGCUCGUGACCUUCACUCGGACACCAAACAUCUCCACCUCACGUGUCUUUCUCCUGCCACACUCUGCUUUGGGGAGCCAUUUCCACAUCCUAAUAGUUGGCUCCAGGGGCACAGUCUAUCAGGGCUGUGAUCAGAGACCUUGAGCACUAGAAAAAAGUUCAAUGGGCCCUACAAAGGCCAUAAAGGGACCAGCUCUCCAGGCUCAAUCCUGGAACUUGAUUUGGGGGAUAUGGGUGUUCACUCCUGGGAUUUCACUCCAAUUUCUUGCAGUAAAAAAAAAUAAUACAAAAACAAACACUGUUUACAGCAAGUAAUGCUUGCUAAAGAAGCUGCAAUAUUUAUUAUUCUACUUUUCCAAUUGUCUCAUGCUUGCAGAGAGAAGGAGAAUGUUUGGCAUUCAUCUUUGGACAUGUCCCUGGAUGUGCAGGGCCUGCCUCUGAGAGGAUCAGACCAGGCCAAAUGGUUUGACUCCCAGAGAGUGCCAAAGUCUUUGUCUUCUGUCAUUGUCUCUGUCUCUGUCUCCGUUGCUGAUUCUUGGGGUGGGGAGGCGAGCAGCUGGCUCACAUCCUUCCUCCCUCCACUAAAGAUGAUGGGUGACCAACUUUCCUGAGUACUGUUUAACAAGAGACCAAAGCUUCACCUCUCUUGUCCAGGUUACCCACAGAGGCUACUAAGUGUCCCCAGAUGUUGGCUUUGGGAGCUGGUUGCUGGUGGUGGGACCACAUUGAUCUUGAGAAGCCUAAGCUCUCUGCUAAUCUAAAUAGUCAAGAUUGUUUUCCCUGGAACUACCCUCUCCAGCAGGAGCCACUGAAAGUAAGGGCGGGUGCUAAAGAAGAAGGGAAGGAGCGGAAGAGAAGAGCAGCCUCUCCCUCCUCCGAUCCCUCCAAUUUGGGAAGGGGCCAGAAAUUCAGGCUGCAGCUCUUAAAGCCCUGACCACACUGCCUCCAAGGGAGAAGGGAUUGUGGCUUCUUUCCUAUUUGUUUAACUCCAAUCAUCCAUCUCCCUCGCUAUCCUGCUACACCUCCGGGCGGUCCCAGUUUUGAAAGCUUCCACUGGCCUCACAAUUCCCAAGGAAAAUGGGUGAAGGAGAGCUGGCUGCCAGCCCCAGCUGUCGUGUGGCUUUCGAUUGCUGCACUAACCACACAGCAGACUCCCCUGGUCUGUUCAGCUCCAGUUUCUUGCCUGAAUGCAGCUGACAAAAGGGAAGAGAAAAGCAUUCAGUGAAAUACUCAGGAAACUUGCUGUUUAAAUUAUGAUUCACAGCCAGGCAUGCCAAGUCCACUUUUCUUCUGAUAAUCCACUUCUGUUAAAGUUUCUCUGGGCCCUAUUAAUAGCCUGAAAGAAAUACUAAUGACCGACCUUGUGCAAGAAGCCAAAGCAUUUGACAUUCACGGAUCCAAAGCUUAGAGACUCAGAGCCCAUGAUUUACAGCAAUGAGGGGGUGAGGGAGCCAAGGGGAGAGAAGAAUUUAAGAUGGAGAUUUCCUGCCUCCAGCAAAGGAACCUAUCUCUGAAUCCUUUAUGCUCGCCAUUCAGGUUUGGUUUGAAUGGUGAGGUUCUGAUGAUCCCCUUUACACGAUGAUUCCCCCUUGUAACAUUGCCUCCUAAAGCUUUGCUGGAGCUGGAGGCUGAAGGCUAAGAGGCUCAGCAUCGUCUUAACCCACCUUCACCCACCAAUGACACCAUCCACCCUGGCUGAUCCCACUUCUGUAGCCCUUGUCAGUCUCCAAACCUAGAAACAGAAGGGUCUACCAGCAAGGUAGAGAAAGGACCUCAUUUCAGGUACUUUUUAUUUGAGAGUGAGAGUGAAGGGAGGACCCAAAGGGGAGGCUGCCUGGUGAGACAGGGUGAGAGGAGCUAACCACAUGUAACUUGGCUGCCAAGAAAAAGAAAGUCGGUCAAGAGUAACUUCCCAAGAAGGAUGUUGGGAAGGAAUGCCCAGCUGGAUCCAAGCUAAGUCGUGGAGGCAUGGGGAUGAUGAGGUCCUGGAAUACCUCUCCCCUCUGAUUCCCUACGACCCCAUAAAGCAUGGGAAAAUGGAAUGGGAUAAAUUGGUCCUCACUCAUUCAUGCAGGAUGUCUCUCCCAGUUUAGGAGUGUUCUAGGGAAGUUGAGUUUUGUGGAAGAGUAACCUUCACUCUCUGGACAGGGCACUUCCACUCCAUUCUUGUGUCCCUUCCUCAGUGAACACUGGAUUAGGAGAGAGGGAGAGAUCUGCGCAUGUUGUCUGCAAAUAUGAAUCUUCUCAAAACUAGCCCAAGAAAGUUCUUCUAACCCAAGACAACUUCCCAGCCAACCAACCAGCUAGCCCAACACAAAAUGUACAGACCUCAGUCAUUGCCAUCAUGAGUCAGUUGGUGUUAUCACUGGGAAGAGGGAGCUGGUUGCCAUGGGCUGCUGGUUUCUGCUACCAAAAGAGUGGGCAUGGACCAGCUGCCUCAUUCAUCUCUGUACUUCCAUGCCCCAACCUGUGGAAGACAAGAGUGAUUUGGGCAAAGAGCCAGCAGGAGGAAGAAAAUAACUGGAAAAGACCCCUGGAAUCUCCCCCCCCCCUUAAAAUGGGAGCAGUAAAAGUUUCCACUACCUUGGAUUGUUCCAGCUGCACUUUCCCUUAUUGCCUGAGGCUUUGACCUUCACCAAUUCCCCCCAAAGAUGACAUGAAAUACCAACAAAAGGUACCAUAACUGCUGAGUCCACAAUGGGAACAAUGGAUGGGUGUGCUCUACAGGAUAGACUAAAAUGGUCCAGACAGAAUAAAUGGGAGGACAUUUAAAAAGCCAUGGCAGAUAAAUCUCCAGGUGCAUUUCAGCAUCACACCUGGCCCCAUUAACCUGUUGUCAGUAAAUAUCAAGCAAGCAGCUGCACUCUGGGAAUGGACAAUGUCCUCUCUACACAUAGUAAAUCUGUAGCAGGAAUCCUCUUCCCUAAAUUGUGGCGGCCUUACUCUGGGAGAGGUGAAAGUUGAAGUCAAGGGUCAAUGUGGAAGAAAAAAAAAAGUUGGACUGGAUUGUUCUGUCCAAGGUUCUGGGGGAUGAAACACCAUAUCACUAAGGUUCUAGACUGAAAUAGGACUCAGCUGCUGUGGUUAAGGGACUCUGGGCAAUACUCUCAGGAACAUCUGUGGUGACAUCUUCACUGCUUCAAAGUCUCUUUUCCCUUCUCCAUCUCUUACCCUUCUCCAGAGACUUCUUAUUUGAUAUCUAGGGCCGGAUACAUCCCUGGAUGUAGGGAUGUGUUUUUACUCUUGGUUCAUCCAAACCCAGUGCUAGGAGAUACCCUGAGAAGUUAACAUGACCUUCCCCUACCUCCAGGAAGGAUUCUCCCAAACCACCACAGACAGAUUUGCUGUUUUGCCUGUUUCUGGAGACUCUCAGUGAAGGUGAUCGAUUCCACGGUUAUUCCCAGUCAAGUGUGACCCACAUCAUGCCCCAACCCUCUCCUUCACGAAGGUUUUAUUCUUGUCUCACCUAAAUGGGCUGUGAUAUGUCUCAUUCCUCUUGUUCUGCCCCAUAGAAAGAUGGAUAACACCAGGACUCGAGUCAGGUUCUUGAUUCUCACCUCCCUUCUUUGUCAAAGUUACAUCCAAGGUAAAGAUUGAAACGGGAAAGAGUAAGGAAGAUGGGGAGAAGUAUCUUAGGUGUGUCUGGAAGGAACUCUCUCCUUACACCAAAUGGGGAAGGAGCCUCAAAGUCUUUGCUUACCCCAUCAUCUGGAUCCCUUUUCCCCAACAUACCUGCCUCUCUCCUCUUUUCUGCCCCCUAACCCCUCUUUUCUUGACACACUGGAAUUCUGUAUUAUAUUUUUUUUAUGAGAAGAAAACAGUGUUUGUCUGGUUCUGUUGUUUUUACAGGUGUCGUGGAAAAAAACUGUAAGAAAAUUGAAGUAUUUAAAAUGUUCCAAGAAAAAAAACUGGGAUUUUUUUGUUAUUAUUCUAAUAUAUUAUUGUGUACCUAUUGUAAAUAUGAAACGCUCCUAUUUUGCAAGCCAAGGACACACUUUGUACUGUUGUUAUAUAUAAAUAAAGUUUACUGGAUAAAAAAAAA